AUGAAAGGCAACAUCUCUGCAGUCAGCAGUUGCUGGGAGGGGCGGGCCAGUCUGCUAGAUAGAGGAUGAGAUAGGGAGGGAGGCGAGGCUCUGAAUCAGCAUAGCAUUGCUCGCAAGGACACACAGAGAAGGCAUCUCUCUGAGCAUCACCGACGCCAGAUUUGUGUGAGGGUUAAAGACAUGAGAAACCCCUUGCGAUAAGCUUUGCUUUAUCUGCUCCCUCAUCCUCGCCAGGGAAGCGGGUUGUUUUGCAUUUGGGGGUUCGCUGUCUGGAGGAGGGGGAGCAGUGACAGCUGGAGGGAGAGAUAGGGAGCACGUACUCCCCCACCACCGCACCAGGAUUGGUGUCGCCAGCUGGAUUUCCUAUUUUCAGGAGGAGUGGGGUUUGGGUGUCUGCCAUGGACUGGGGGGGUAUCUGACUUUGCGGGUACGGAGGAUGCAAGUACUGAACUGUGCAGUCGGCUCCACACACGGGAGUGAGAGACUUAUUGGGGGCACCGCAGGCUUUUCUACAGCUAACAACUCACACUAGAACUGUCCCAGUGCCGACAUCAGCACACAUGCACAGGGAUGAGCUGCACACACAUGUACAGGGCUUACAUACCUUCAGGGGCAAAUAGGAGCGCACGGCUGUAGGCAAAGGCGUACAAACAAUAGUCCCGACCGCAGCACCUGACAGACAGCAGCCCUGGCCGCCCCAGGAGAGACGAGCAGUCCCAUGUGAUGUGCUGCUGAGAUAAGGCCUUGCAGACCCUUGUCCUCUCCUCUAUUGGAAUUAUCUGUGUGAAAUGUGCAUCUGACAGGGCAUUACAGGGUUUUGACAGCAAUCACGGAAGCUGUGAUAGGGGCCUGUUGCCACAUGUAUCAGACCAGAAAUUCCCAGGUAUAUACGCCGCUUCAGCUGCUGAUCAUUUAAUCUCAAGAGUGCAUGAUUGGCUGUCGAGAGAAAAGAAUCAACUUUGUUUGCCAAUCAAAGUUCCUCUGUGCGACUCUUUAAGGUGAGUCCAGGAUCCAGUAUGAUUCUCCAACUGCCAUCCUGUCUGUGUCCCAUCCUUCUGAUUGUUGUUGGAUCCAUUUUGUCUGGCUCGGCCUCAGGUUGUCCCCAGCGCUGUGAUUGCUCUCCUCAGGACCGAUCUGUGCUUUGCCAUCGCAAACGUUAUCUUGAUGUCCCCGAGGGAAUUCCCACAGACACACGAUUAUUGGACCUCAGCAAGAAUCGUAUCAAGGCUCUCAACCAGGAUGAAUUCUCUGCCUUCCCAUAUCUAGAGGAGUUGGAGCUCAAUGAGAACAUUGUGAGCAUAAUUGAACCUGGAGCAUUCAAUGGUCUAUUUAAUCUGCGGUCACUGGGACUGCGAAGUAAUCGUCUCAAGCUAAUCCCUCUAGGUGUGUUCACAGGGCUUAGUAACCUAACCCAAUUGGACAUCAGUGAGAAUAAAAUUGUUAUACUGUUAGAUGACAUGUUCCAGGACCUUUACAACCUUAAGUCUCUUGAAGUUGGCGAUAAUGAUCUGGUUUAUAUCUCCCACCGUGCCUUUCGCGGUCUCAAUAGCUUGGAAGAGUUGACAUUAGAGAAAUGCAACCUCACCUCAGUGCCCACAGAGGCACUUUCCCACCUUCAUGGCCUCAUCACCUUGAAACUUCGAUAUCUCAACAUAAAUGUAAUUAGAGAUUACUCUUUCAAAAGGCUGUACCGGUUAAAAAAUCUGGAGAUAGCACACUGGCCAUAUCUGGACACUAUGACAUCUAAUGGCCUUUAUGGACUGAACUUAACUUCUCUUUCUAUUACACACAGCAAUCUUAGCUCUAUACCUUAUGUUGCAAUCCGUCAUCUUGUUUAUCUCCGCUUCCUCAACCUCUCCUACAACCCCAUUACAGCAGUGGAGGGCUCCAUGUUGUAUGAGUUGCUGAGAUUGCAGGAGUUUCACCUUGUUGGUGGUCAACUGUCUGUGGUGGAACCAUACGCUUUUCGUGGUCUCAACCAUCUGAAGGUGCUCAAUGUCUCUUCUAACUAUCUCAGUACACUAGAAGAGUCCUCUUUUCAUUCUGUGGGCAACCUGGAAACACUCAUACUGGACAAAAAUCCAUUGGCAUGCGACUGCCGUCUUUUGUGGAUCUUUCGACGACGCUGGAGGCUUAACUUCAGCCGACAGCAGCCCUCCUGUUCUAGCCCAGAAUAUGUACAAGGAAAAGAGUUUAAGGAUUUCCCCGAUGUCCUUCAGCCUAACUAUUUCACAUGUCGGCGUGCUCGCAUUCAGGACCACAGUGCGCAGGUAGUAUAUGUGGAUGAGGGUCACACUGUACAUUUUUUCUGCCGAGCAGAUGGAGACCCUCCACCAACUAUUCUGUGGCAAUCUCCACGAAAGACAUUUAUCACCAGCAAAAGUAAUGGGCGACUGACUGUAUUUCCAGAUGGCACACUGGAGGUGCGCUAUGCUCAGGUACAAGAUAAUGGAACUUAUCACUGCAUAGCAAGCAAUGCAGGUGGCAAUGACACCUCCUUGGCCCAUCUCCAUGUGCGAAGCUACUCUCCUAACUGGCCUCACAAACCCAACAAGACCUUUGCUUUUAUGUCCAAUCAACCAAAUGAGAGUGAUGUGAACAGCACCCGAGCAAGUGUUCCCUUCCCAUUUGAUAUAAAGACUUUAAUUAUUGCCACAACAAUGGGUUUCAUCUCUUUCUUGGGUGUAGUCCUCUUCUGCUUGGUCUUGCUUUUCUUAUGGAGCAGGGGUAAGGGCAACACCAAACACAACAUUGAGAUAGAGUAUGUGCCGCGAAAGUCUGAUGCUGGACUCUCUUCAGCAGAUGCCCCUCGCAAAUUCAACAUGAAGAUGAUCUGAUGUUGAGAGUCAUUGGGGGAAGUGGGAGACAGGGUAAUAGGGGCAGGUAGUGGAAUGCACGGGACUCGUUCUUGCCCCAUCUCUUUUGCUUAACCCUAUGAGGCAAAGCUAUAUGACUUCCUGAAGGAUGGAGCAUUAGUGACAGGGAUUCUUUGAGCUGUUCUUGUUGACCUGCAGCAGUUGCCAGUUUUGCGAAUGACCUUUGCACUUUUAACCCUGUGAAUAUGAUCCCCAAACUUCUCCAUAUUUCAGAGUGCCCACCUGUAACCCACCCACACCACCCUAUUGCUGAUAUGGGGGCAUGAGGGUGCAAUAAAUAAAGAGUAUGAGGCAGUGGAAAGACUUUCAACUGUCUGAGUCCGGAAAAGCAAGUUGAAAUAUAGGGGAAUUGGGAGGGCAAAAUUGACUCCAGUACUGAACUUUGACCUCUGUAUCUUCUCCUGAUUUCAAUACCUGUGAUUUUUAUGGAAAAAAAAAGAAAGAAAUAUUAUUGAAAAAAUAAAGAAAAACUGGAAAAUGCCAAAAGACGUGA
Messenger RNA from Xenopus tropicalis (tropical clawed frog), 3369 nucleotides. RefSeq names its product leucine rich repeat and Ig domain containing 1 (gene lingo1). The transcript has 5 exons. The record is from RefSeq and is a predicted model, not a curated record. NCBI's taxonomy places the organism in Eukaryota, Metazoa, Chordata, Amphibia, Anura, Pipidae. The coding region runs from base 1017 to 2837 and encodes 606 amino acids.